UCUCAGGCAACGCCUGUGUGCAAUUAGCCUAAUAUAAAUUAAGUAAUCGGGGUAUUGUUUUCUUCUGUCACGAUGACAGUUGUGUUUUUUUCUAAAGAGAGUUUGUAAAUAGUUUAAAAGGGUUUAGAGAGCGAGAGAGAGGGUAAAACCGUAACUUUGGAAAGCGACAUAAGGGGACAUAAACCCUUGAAGGCGACAGGAAAGCAGUUAAUAUUUACCUGAGGAGUUUCAGCGCAUGAAAUGAAGAGGAUGACGCUUUGCGUUAAAAAGAGCCCGUGUUUCUGCAUAUCUCCUUGUUCGCUUGUAGAGGUUGUCUUGGUAAAAAGGCAAGUGGCUGUAAUGGGGUCGCUCGGCCGGUUAAAAGGCGGCAGCGCUAUCGGGCAGGAUAAAACCCAAGAGCUGUUUGAAAAGGUAUGGUGUUCGUCUUUGUCGCCCGGCUCUUCACCUCAUGCCAUGACAGAGAAAGCCAUCUGUACCAGCUGUGGCACUGAGAUCGUUGACAAAUAUCUGCUGAAGGUGAACGACAUGUGCUGGCACGUGAGAUGCUUGUCGUGCAGCGUGUGCCAAACGUCUCUGGGCAGACACAUCAGCUGUUAUAUAAAAGAAGAGAUAUUCUGUAAAUUGGACUACUUCAGGAAGUACGGAACACGUUGCGCUCACUGUGGUAGGAACAUCCAUUCAAACAACUGGGUCCGCAGAGCAAAAGGAAACACCUACCACCUGGCUUGUUUUGCUUGCUUCUCCUGCAAGAGACAGCUGACCACAGGAGAAGAGUUUGCCCUGUUGGAUGAGAGGGUUGUGUGUCGUGUGCACUACGACUGCAUGUUGGAGAACCUGAAACGUGCCAUGGAGAAUGGAAAAGGAGUGAAUGUGGAGGGAGCUGUUCCCUCAGAGCAGGAAGUAAAUCAGCCUAAACCAGCCAAGAGGGCACGGACAAGUUUUACAGCUGACCAGCUACAGGUAAUGCAAGCCCGGUUUGCUCAGGACAACAAUUCAGAUGCCCAGACUUUACAAAAGUUGUCAGAAAGAACUGAUCUAAGCCGGAGGGUUAUUCAGGUUUGGCUCCAGAACUGCCGAGCUCGUCAUUAGAAGCAUGUUAGCCCAAAUCACUCUUCAGCCGCCCCAGUGUCAUCUCUGCAGUCCACUCGGCUUUCUCCUCCUCUAAUAGAUGAACUUCAGUACACUGCUUUUGCCCCUGUAGACACCCCUAUGCUGACUGUGCUACACUCCUAUAUGGAUGCCUCUCUUGCCCCACUCAAUGACACAGCUGCCCAUCAGCCAUGCCCAAGGUGUCCACUGCUGCCACAUGGUCAGGUCAGAGUUCAGAGGACAGCAUGAGGAAAUAUAGAUUUUUCUACUGGCUAUUGAACAAGACCAAUGCUACUUUAUCUUUCAUGGGCACUUAUUGAAGGAUAUUAAAAAGUCCUAAAUGUGAAAAGCCUGAAGUUUUUGAUGUGUAUAUGUAUGUGUGUGUGUGUGGUGGAAUAAAUGGCAUUUAGUUUUUCUUGUAUGUGAUUGAGCACUUUUUUAAA
Molecule: messenger RNA, 1532 nt
Organism: Sinocyclocheilus anshuiensis
Lineage: Eukaryota; Metazoa; Chordata; Actinopteri; Cypriniformes; Cyprinidae
Product: LIM/homeobox protein Lhx8-like
Exons: 8
Coding region: 241-1089 (282 amino acids)
Biological process (GO): forebrain neuron development; neuron differentiation; regulation of transcription by RNA polymerase II
Cellular component (GO): nucleus
Molecular function (GO): RNA polymerase II transcription regulatory region sequence-specific DNA binding; DNA-binding transcription factor activity, RNA polymerase II-specific
Source: RefSeq, a predicted model, not a curated record